UUGACAAGCGCAUUCAUCAUUUGCAUUCGAAUUAUUCUACAGAUUACAGCUAAAAUGUUUAAAUCAAUUUUAAUGUUUGCGAUUUUUGCUGCCGUAUCGGCUCACAUGGCACACUAUCGUGAGGAGUGUAAGGAUGAAUUAAACAUCCCUCAAGAAAGCAUUGACAAUUUCAAAAAUUGGAAAUUUGAAAAUGAUGAUCAUUCUGCAUGCUAUAUUGAAUGUAUAUUCAAGAAAAUGGGUUUGGUAAAUGAUGGACAAUUCAACGUUGAUGUUAUUGCUGAAAAGCUAAGCUCAGAAGACAAAACAGCUGAAGAAUUGAAACCUGAUAUUGAGAGUUGCAUUGAUAAUACAAUAACUGAUAGCUGCAAGAGAAUUUUCAAGGGAUUCGCUUGUUUCAAGGAAAACAAUCUCUACAGAAUCAAAGCUAGUGCCCAAAGUUCUUGAUCAUGUGAUAUCAUGUCCUAUUUUAAUCCAGUCCACUUUUUAAUGUGAAUCAUUUACAGAAUCAAUUUUUAAUAAAAUUAUUUGCUUCAUUUUAAUAAUGUCUUUCUGUACAUCAAUUGGG
This is a messenger RNA of Chironomus riparius, 565 nucleotides long. The record is from the annotation of a GenBank genome assembly. Lineage: Eukaryota; Metazoa; Arthropoda; Insecta; Diptera; Chironomidae.